AAUGAAAAAUAGUUUCACAAAUAACACUUUGCGAGUAAAAUCCAAAUUGAAUGGAGGUCCAUGAACCCAAAUGGAAGAAAUUAGCGAAAUACUCAGAAAAUUCAAUUAAUUCUAGCAUAAACAAUAUCGAUGAUGGCUGUCUCAUGCAUAUCUUCAGCUUCCUAAACCCUAUUCCAGAUCGGUAUAACACCGCCCUCGUUUGCAACAGAUGGCGUUUUCUAGCAUGUCAUCCUCGACUUUGGCUGCGAGUAGAUCGUUCCAUCAAAGAUCACUCUGAGCCAGGGGUUUACCCCAGCAUUGAGGCAGCUGUCUCUGCUGCCAGGCCUGGAGACACUAUACUGAUUUCAGCAGGAGGAAUUCAUCGCGCUUCCAACAUUCAGAUCAAGAAGCCUCUUUGCCUGAUCGGUUCGGGUGAGCUUCCUGAUGAUACAACACUCAUCUGCUCCCGUGGCUCUGACAGUGCGUUGGAGUUCUUGUCAACAUGCAAGCUGGCUAACUUGACGGUGAGGGCAGAGCUCGGUUGUUGCCUGCUUCAUAGGAGUGGGAGGUUGACCAUUGACGGGUGCAUUCUUCAGUGUGAGUCAAAUCCAUUGGACCAUCUCUCGCAUGCAAUUGUGACCACUGCAUCUAGCUCUGUAGUCUCAUCUGUGCUUAAGAAUUGUGGCGACUGUGUUUCUGUUUCACGUACAAGAAUUGAAGGAGGUGCAAAAGCUGUUUUGACCAGUGGAACUCUCUCGCUGCAGCGAGUUAGAGUCAUGUGUACUCGUGCUUCCCUCAUUUUCUGGUUCAACGUCGAGCAUCGUUGACAGACAUCUGUAGUGUACUCAUUUUUCUUUUGUUUGGCAGGGUGGGACUAGAGAGGGGAGGUGGUUAUUUUAUUUCCAGAUUUACAUAUUAUCCUCUGUAUUAUUAUUUAUUACUGCUUCAAUAUAAUCUAUGCCAGUAUUGUGCUUCAAAUC
Olea europaea var. sylvestris is the source of this 959-nucleotide messenger RNA. RefSeq names its product F-box protein SKIP5. Gene Ontology annotation, molecular function: protein binding. The transcript is spliced from 5 exons. Lineage: Eukaryota; Viridiplantae; Streptophyta; Magnoliopsida; Lamiales; Oleaceae. The coding region runs from base 51 to 806 and encodes 251 amino acids. The record is from RefSeq and is a predicted model, not a curated record.